UUGUUUUUAUGACGAUUGACGAUUGACGUUGUGGAAUUACUGCUACUCAUUUUUCUUCUUCACACGUAUCACGUUUUAAAUUUUGCUUUCCAAAAAUGUCUAUGGAGACCGUGCCAAAAAGCCUCAGAGGUCUGAGAGCAUGCAUGGGGUGUUCGUUGAUAAAGACUGUGGAUCAAUUCGAGUUAGAUGGAUGUGAAAAUUGUCCUCAUUUAAAAAUGAAGAACGAUCGGGACGCCGUUCAGGAGUGUACGAGCACCAAUUUUGAUGGAAUGGUAGCAGCCAUGUGUCCAGAAGACAGUUGGGUUUGCAAAUGGCAAAGAAUUAAUCGUUUUUGUAAAGGCGUUUACGCCCUUUCAGUCUCAGGAAGAUUGCGUCCAAAUUAUAUAAAAGACAUGAAGAGCAGAGGCAUUCCUUACAAACCACGUGACACCAGUCAGCGAUAAACUCUAUCUAAUUAAAAUUCAGAAUUUCGAAAGUAUAUUUAAAUAAAAGCUAACUUUAAUUAUUAUAACGUAA
Molecule: messenger RNA, 516 nt
Organism: Belonocnema kinseyi
Lineage: Eukaryota; Metazoa; Arthropoda; Insecta; Hymenoptera; Cynipidae
Gene: spt4
Product: transcription elongation factor SPT4
Exons: 4
Coding region: 96-443 (115 amino acids)
Biological process (GO): chromatin organization; positive regulation of DNA-templated transcription, elongation; regulation of transcription elongation by RNA polymerase II
Cellular component (GO): DSIF complex; nucleus
Molecular function (GO): zinc ion binding; RNA polymerase II complex binding
Source: RefSeq, a predicted model, not a curated record